Pyrenophora tritici-repentis Pt-1C-BFP is the source of this 981-nucleotide messenger RNA. Its product is annotated as DUF706 domain containing protein. NCBI's taxonomy places the organism in Eukaryota, Fungi, Ascomycota, Dothideomycetes, Pleosporales, Pleosporaceae. The record is from RefSeq and is a predicted model, not a curated record. Gene Ontology annotation, biological process: inositol catabolic process. Gene Ontology annotation, molecular function: inositol oxygenase activity; iron ion binding. Gene Ontology annotation, cellular component: cytoplasm.
AUGGCACCCGGCGCCAUCUUUGAGACGCCUAACGUGGCUGAGGACUUCAACAAUCACCGCGAUGGCCUUGCUCUUGAGGCCACUUCAGAUGCCAUUGACGAUGUCAACGUGCUUAAGGCAGCCUUGAAAGUCAAGAACGGCACUGCGAGCCAAAAAGAAAAGGACAUCUAUGAGCAGUCACAGUUCGAUGCUGAAAAGGACAAGACACAAUUCCGACAAUACGAAGAAGCAUGCGACCGCGUCAAGAACUUCUACCGUGAGCAGCAUGAGAAGCAAACAGUAGCCUACAACCUCAAGGCACGCAACGCGUUCCACAGCAAGACUCGCGCCGAAAUGACAAUUUGGGAGGCAAUGGAGAAGCUCAACACAUUGAUCGAUGAAUCAGACCCAGACACCUCACUCUCCCAAAUCGAGCACCUCCUCCAAUCUGCCGAAGCCAUCCGUCGUGACGGAAAGCCACGUUGGUUCCAACUCGUCGGACUCAUCCACGACCUUGGAAAACUACUCUUCUUCUUCGACGCACGCGGUCAAUGGGACGUCGUCGGCGACACAUUCCCCGUAGGCUGUGCCUACUCUCCCAAGAUCAUCUACCCAGACACAUUCAAGAACAACCCAGACUACAACGACGAGAUCUAUAGCACCGAGCACGGUAUCUACACACCCGGUUGCGGCAUGGACAACGUCAUGCUAAGCUGGGGUCAUGACGAAUACCUAUACCACAUCAUGAAGGAUCAAUCAAGAAUCCCCGAGGAAGGAUUAGCUAUGAUCAGGUAUCACUCCUUCUACCCUUGGCACACUGGUGGCGCAUACAAGUGGAUGAUGAACGACAAGGACGUGCGCAUGUUGGACGCAGUCAGGGCCUUCAACCCGUACGAUCUGUACAGCAAAAGCGAUGAGGUACCAAAGGUCGAGGACCUGAAAGAGUACUACAUGGACAUCAUUGACGAGUUUAUUGGUAAAGAUAAAAAGCUCAAGUGGUGA